UAGGAUGUCGUUAGCGAACAAUGCUAAGUGACAACAAUGUACCUCACUGAAAACUGAACUUGACAUGCGUUCAUUAUUCUCUCUUGUGGUUCGAAAUCUUCUCUACUUGGUGCAAUGCAACCAAACUACUGCCCUUGAACGACAGCUCUUCGACAUUACCGUUCUUCUUCGAGUGGGCUUUACCUUUACCUCCCUGGGAUUGAUAUCCAUAGCCAUUCCGAGUUGCUGAAGUGAUGAACAUGCGCGGGCUUUCUCUUGAUCCAGCCGUCAUCCGUACAUCUGGGUCCGCAUUUUCCCAGGCAGGAACUUCCUGCCAGGAAGGAGCCACUGCCCCAGCCUCACGAUCUCGACCAGUAUCCCCGUGUCCUUGAUUGGACUGUACAGUCUCCACUUCGGAAUCCGCUGUCAAACACGCAAGCACGGCCGCUCUUCAUUGUCACAAGCUCCUUCCUCCCCCAGGAAGUUCUCAUCAUGCGGACACGUUUCUUGGCUCUGGUGGUGGCCAUCGCCUUCGUGGCAAGCUUCCUCGAGUUCGCAGUCGCCGAGAAGGCCGUCGACGUGGAAGACACGACCAAGCUCCUGCGGGAGGGCGUCCUCAAGCCCAUCGAGAAGGAACGAGCCACGCCUCUGAGCGAAGAAGAGGAGCGAGGAGCCAAGGAAGCGGUCACCAAAGUCACGUCUCUCCUGGGCCUGAACAAGGGCCCGACCAGGCUCACGCAGGACAAGCUCGACAAGCUCCAGACGUAUGCGCACAGCAACCCCAGCAAGUGGUAUGCGAUGGUGUACUACGUGUCCAACGUGUUGGGCCUCGCACUAACAGCGUUCGCAUUCUACGGCUUUAUCUUCCUCGGCUGGAAGCCGGCAACAAUGGGCAGCCCACGAGCCAACUGAUUCGCUUGUUGCGUCGGGGUCUUGUCAAACUAUCAAAUAUAUGGGGCAGUAACUCUGCAUUUUUCUGGCGCUCUCUUUAUGAGUCGUGCGGCACGACGUAGGGCACGACUCGUGCCCUACUGCAAGUCGCACUGUUACAUGUACGAAGAUUCACGAACGACUUCAAUUGGGAACAGGGUGAAUCAACGACAUAAAUGUUUUACACUGCCAACCCAACGGUUGAGUCAUAGCAGCCUCUAACGACCCAGCCUUUGAGAUCCAGCUUUUCAGGGUUUAGUGCUAUGUUUGAUGUGUUCUCAAAUUUUACUUGACUCUCCGGAAGACGUUGUGAGGGGGGGGGGGAAGCCUGGUAAAUUCAAAAACGUGUUCCUUGGUUCCUGUGACAAUGACCGAUACUGCAUCGUUGUAGUGCUGUGGAAAGUGUGUUCAUUUUCACUUGGAAGCGUGAAGACAGCCAAAGUCAAGAAAAAAAGAAAAUGUAGAAUCAAUAACCUCUCAUAUCACUCCACUCACUUACGCUGCCUUGGAAUAGCGACAGCGGACGUUCAUCAAUGAGGGAGACCAGGUCCAAACAAGGACCCAGCACUGCAACCACCGACAUCCCGAGUCAAUGCGGAAAGUCAAGUAGAAUAAGUUGUACUAUAGAAAUGAUCCUGUAUAAGUACGGUCUUGGCCUCUAAUUGAAAAAGUUGCCGUUUCCUAUUCGAUCAUGAUUAUCCGUACGUGCAGCAUUUGCAACUUGUACGGAUUUCAUUGGUUGGUGCACUUCAACUUCGACCAGGCUCAACAGUGUUGACCGUGCUGCUAUCCCACAAUUCUCUAUCGCUGCGGGGGGCAGAUGAGAAUGGCUAACCCGUGAAGAGGGUGCAGACGUGGUGGAGGGCUCACAAGAGCUGAGGUGUCAAGCGUGAAUGAAUAUUAUACCAAAGUUUAGACUGAUCUUGGUGAUACCGCUAGCAAGCUCCGUAAACUAUACCGCGGAUCGUCGUGACCAUGACGCCCUCCCACGCCAUAAUCCCAGUCGAGAGUUCGUGCAGCGUCUCCUCGGAGAGCGGGAACUGUGGCCGAUGGAUUUCAAGAAAGCCGCCCUUAUCAUCAUCACCACCACCUCGCCUGGAGCCCCAUCAGUCGACGGCUUUCGACUUGCAGUAAACACGGCAGUGGCCGAAAUAUCCUUUCGAACACGCGUGCAGAGCUGAAGGGGUACCGCUCGUCCUCGUCGACGGAAUCGAGCAUCACCAUCCCGUAUUUCCCCUCUGCAUCCAUCUUUGGAAACAGCAGCGAGCUCGUUUCCAGCGUGACAUCGUCGUAAACCGUCGACAACACUCGAGCGUUGUACAUACUGCCAUGACACGAGUCGUAGUCGUCCCUGACGGUCACGUGGCCCAGCCGCUCCGUGAUGCUGAUCUCCAUAUUCGUCAGAUAAUACACGGCUGCGUCGUACACUUGCUGCAGAGACUUGACCCCAGGGAACUUCAUCGUCUCAAAACGGACACCACAGAAAUCGCGCCUCUGAUUCGAACAGUUCGUUCGAAAACAUCAUCUUCUCCCCAUCCAGCAAGUGCUUGGGGUCCAUAACGAAGUUGUAGGCGUUGCGAAGCUUCUCCUCUCAGAUGGACAUCAGAGAGUGCCCAUGCAUCCUGCCAGAUAUUCAUAGUGAAAGCCAGCGACUCAUUAUCGAUCACUGCUUCAAUUGUAUAGAAUUAUUCGCGCAGGCUUCCUUUUAUCUUUUUGCCUGAAAUUCACAGUUCGUUAGGACUGUGUCUGGUACACGUGCUUUCGGAUUUGUACCCCAGGCCUGGGGUACAAUUGUCCCCCCGAGUCCUUUUAUUAUUUCAUUUUUGCGUUACUUCGCUAACUUCCAUCACUUUUUAGCGCUACUUCGCUUACUCAAAAUACCGGUUUUUAUUGUUACUUUACUUGCUGUUAUUUCAAUUGUGUACUGGUUACCCCAGUUCGUAUUGUAUUGUAUUGUAAACGUUUAGUGCGCCUUACGCUUUAGGGAAAAAGUGAUGUACACUCUCCAAGCGUGGUCCACACCACUAACUCCAAUAGUGGGCGACCACUAAUUGAGCUCCUACUGUCUUCUCCGGCACGAUCAGCAUACGUCGGCAAUGAAUGGCUCCCCCUUCGCGGAGACGCGCUAGGCCUUGGUGGCGGCAGUCCGCUGCUUCCGUCGCCCGUAUCGGUCUUGUAGUCUUGGUUCAGCUAGGUACUCGGGUCACAACUCCUUUCCCCGGCAACUGCUGUCGUGGCCGCAACAAACCACGCAGUCUCAGCCAGCACGCCCUUGUUCUUCGGUCUUGUGUUGUUCCUGCGCCUUAUGCUGAUCCCCUUGAGCACCUUCCCUUGACGGUUGACGGCUGCAGCAGCCACCCCUCCCC
Molecule: messenger RNA, 3275 nt
Organism: Phytophthora sojae
Lineage: Eukaryota; Oomycota; Peronosporomycetes; Peronosporales; Peronosporaceae
Exons: 1
Coding region: 472-891 (139 amino acids)
Source: RefSeq, a predicted model, not a curated record